Molecule: messenger RNA, 7444 nt
Organism: Coregonus sp. 'balchen'
Lineage: Eukaryota; Metazoa; Chordata; Actinopteri; Salmoniformes; Salmonidae
Source: the annotation of a GenBank genome assembly
AUGGCCAACAUGAGCUUCUUCUCCGCCCUGCUGGCUUUCUUCAUCACUUCCUCCAAGCUGACGCGCUGGAAACAGGAAGUCAAGAAGAAGCUAGACUCUGACUAUAAAGAAGGUAACAAGCUACAGUAGCUAGAUGCUAAAUGAAUCUCUAGAGAGUCAGGCCACGCCCCAGUCAGGCCACACCCCAGUCAGGCCACACCCCAGUCAGGCCACGCCCCAGUCAGGCCACGCCCCAGUCAGGCCACACCCCAGUCAGGCCACACCCCAGUCAGGCCACGCCCCAGUCAGGCCACACCCCAGUCAGCAACAGCCUGCUACUGGAUUGGUUGGUCUAUCUGCCUCAGUCAGUGAUAUCUGACAAACCUGCAUAAGCCAUUUGACCUUAAAGGGAUAGUUCACCUUUUUGAAGUUUUAGCUUAUUUAACAAGGGAAAAAAACAACCCCCUAGGGAGGUCAAAAGUAAGUGAAACAUUUGGAAGUGAACUAUCAUUUUAAUGUGUGUCCCCUUUGCCCUCCAGGUGGCCAGAGGAACUGGGUGCAGGUGUUCUGUAACGGUGGUGUCCCCACAGAGCUGGCCCUGCUCUAUAUGAUCGAGGUCAAUCAAUGAAUUUAAUUAAUUAUACAUUUAAAUACAUAUACAGCUGCCUCAGCCAACAGUACAUCAUCACACAUCUGAGGUUAUUUCCAUUGUGUGGUCCUGGUUAAUAUCAGGUGGGUCCUGGGGAGAUGCCGGUGGACUUUGGGAAGCAGUACUCGGCCUCCUGGAUGUGCCUGUCUCUGCUGGGGGCCUUGGCCUGCUCUACGGGGGACACCUGGGCAUCAGAGGUGGGGCCCGUCCUCAGCCAGACCAAACCCAGGCUCAUCACCUCCUGGAGAGAGGUUCCUACAGGUACACACACACACCUGGGCAUCAGAGGUGGGGCCCGUCCUCAGUCAGACCAAGCCCAGGCUCAUUAACUCCGUAAAGGGCCAUAUAUACAGUACCAGUCAAACGUUUGGCUACACCUACUCAUUCAAGGGUUUUUCUUUAUUUUUACUAUUUUCUACAUUGUAGAAUAAUAGUGAAGACAUCAAAACUAUGAAAUAAUACAUAUGGAAUCAUGUAGUAACCAAAAAAUGUUAAACAAAUCAAAAUACAUUUUAUAUUUGAGAUUCUUCAAAGUAGCCACCCUUUGCCUUGAUGACAGCUUUGCACACUCUUGGUAUUCUCUCAACCAGCUUCAUGAGGUAGUCACCUUGAAUGCAUUUAAAUUAACAGGUGUGCCUUCUUAAAAGUUAAUUUGUGGAAUUUAUUUCCUUCUUAAUGCGUUUCAACCAAUCAGUUGUGUUGUGACAAGGUGGGGGGGGGGGGGCUGAUCACCGACAACGAUGAGACAGCCUAUAGGGAGGACGUCAGAGACCUGGCCGUGUGGUGCCAGGAUAACAACCUCUCCCUCAACGUGAUCAAGACAAAGGAGAUGAUUGUGGACUACAGGGAAAAAAAAGAGGACUGAGCACACCCCCAUUCUCAUCGACGGUGCUGUAGUGGAACAGGUUGUGAGCUUCAAGUUCCUUGGUGUCCACAUCACCAACAAACUAUCAUGGUCCAAACACACCAAGACAGUUGUGAAGAGGGCACGACAAAGCCUAUUCCCCCUAAGGAGACUGAAAAGAUUUGGCAUGGGUCCUCUGAUCCUCAAAAUGUUAUACAGCUGCACCAUCGAGAGCAUCCUGACUGGUUGCAUCACUGCCUGGUAUGGCAACUGUUCGGCCUCCGACCACAAGGCACUACAGAGGGUAGUGCGUACGGCCCAGUACAUCACUGGGGCCAAGCUUCCUGCCAUCCAGGACCUCUAUACCAGGCGGUGUCAGAGGAAGGCCCUCAAAAUUGUCAAAGACUCCAGCCACCCUAGUCAUAGACUGUUCUCUCUGCUACCGCACGCCAAGCAGUACCGGAGUGCCAAGUCUAGGUCCAAAAGACUUCUCAACAGCUUCUACCCCUAAGCCAUAAGACUCCUGAACAGCUAAUCAUGGCUACCCGGACUAUUUGCACUGCCCCCCCCACCCCAUCCUUUUUACGCUGCUGCUACUUUGUUAAUUAUUUAUGCAUAGUCACUUUAACUCUACCCACAUGUACAUAUUACUUUAACUACCUCAACUAGCCGGUGCCCCCGCACAUUGACUGCACCGGUACCCCCCUGUAUAUAUAGCCUCCCUACUGUUAUUUUAUUUUACUUCUGCUCUUUUUUUCUCAACACUUUUUUGUUGUUGUUUUAUUUUACUUUUUUAAUUAAAAAUAAAUGCACUGUUUGUUAAGGGCUGUAAGUAAGCAUUUCACUGUAAUGUCUGCACCUGUUGUAUUCGGCGCAUGUGGCCAAUAAAAUUUGAUUUGAUUUUGAUCAAAACUAUGAAAUAACACAUGGAAUCAUGUACAAUGUAGAAAAAAAAAUAAAGAAAAACACUUGAAUUAGUAGACGUGUCCAAACUUUUGACUGGUACUGUGUGUGUAUAUAUAUAUAUAUAUAUAUAUAUAUAUAUAUAUAUAUAUAUAUAUAUAUAUAUAUAUAUAUAAAACCAGUAUUGACUAAAUGAAUGUUUAUAAUGGUGCUAUUAUACCAUGUAAUAAUGCUAUGACAUGGUCAAAGGUCAAGUCUCAUGCUGUCAUGAGGCUUGUUAACAGGAAGUUAAAGGAUAUAUCCAUAUUCAGGCUAUUCCUGGCAGGGUUUGUCUCUCUAUGGGGGGGGGGGGGGGGGGGGUCAUGAGACCUUUGGACCAUGUCUUUCAGCCCCACACUAUGGCUAAGUCCAAAUGGCACAAAUGCCCUGGUCAAAAGUAGUGCACUAUAUAGGGAAUAGGGUGCCAUUUGGUGGAGUGUAUGUAAAAAGAGGGUACUUAAUUUUGAUAGUUGUUACUAUUAUUGUCUCUAGACUGGUCAUUUCCCAACCUGGUCUAAGAGUUAUUACAUGUUGGGCUGUUAUUUCCCAACCUGGUCUACUAGUUAUUACAUAUUGGGCUGUUAUUUCCCAACCUGGUCUAAGAGUUAUUACAUAUUGGGCUGUUAUUUCCCAACCUGGUCUAAGAGUUAUUACAUAUUGGGCUGUUAUUUCCCAACCUGGUCUAAGAGUUAUUACAUAUUGGGCUGUUAUUUCCCAACCUGGUCUAAGAGUUAUUACAUAUUGGGCUGUUAUUUCCCAACCUGGUCUAAGAGUGAUUACAUAUUGGGCUGUUAUUUGCCAACCUGGUCUAAGAGUUAUUACAUAUUGGGCUGUUAUUUGCCAACCUGGUCUAAGAGUUAUUACAUAUUGGGCUGUUAUUUCCCAUCCUGGUCUAAGAGUUGUGUUAAGUUGGGCUGGUGUGGGCUGUGCCUCCAGGCCCGGCUAGCUCAGUCGGUAGAGCAUGAGACUCUUAAUCUCAGGGUCGUGGGUUCGAGCCCCACGUUGGGCGCACAUCUUUUGAUUUGAAAGCCUCUCUCCUUCUGAUAAAUGUGUCAGCAUUUUAUAAUAUAAUAUAAUAAAUAAUUAGACACUAGAGGGUUGGUUGGAAAGAAAGUCAAUCUGUUUACUGACUGUUCAGUCAACAACUUUUCUUUUCACAUUGAUGAGUAACAGGAUAAAAGACUGUGGGUGAUAUGUGAAAUCUAAAAGGGGACAGGGUUGGAGUCAGUUAAUUGAAAUGUAAUGUAAAUAAUGUCUAUCUAUUGACAGUGCGACUCCAAGUAUUCUCAGUGUUGAGUAAGAAGAUCAUUCCAGUAAAUGACUGUAGCAGGUGAUGUUAAAACCAGGAGGGGGCAGGGUUCGCGCCUCAUGGUUUGUAAAGGGGGAGUUUCCUAAUAUGAUGCAAGCCCGGCUAGCUCAGUCGGUAGAGCAUGAGACUCUUAAUCUCAGGGUCGUGGGUUCGAGCCCCACGUUGGGCGCUAACCUUUUGAUUUGCAUACCAGGUAGUUUCCUGGACACAGAUUAAGCAUAGUCCCAGACUAAAAAGCACUUCCUAUGAAGAGUCUCAAUUGAGCAUGUUUUUGGACUAGGACUUCAUCUGUGUCCGGGAAACCAGCCUUAGAGGUAUAGUUGUUAGUACAGGUGCACCAUAAAUGACCAGUAUCUGUUGGACUGUUUAGUUCAAACAACAACUUCUGACAGUGAUGAGUACUAGGGUGGUGAUAUAGAGGAGUGGUGAAAUCCAAGAGGCAGGGUUGGUUCACACCCUGUGAGGUCUGUCAGUGGACAGGGUUGGUUCACACCCUGUGAGGUCUGUCAGAGGACAGGGUUGGUUCACACCCUGUGAGGUCUGUCAGAGGACAGGGUUGGUUCACACCCUGUGAGGUCUGUCAGUGGACAGGGUUGGUUCACACCCUGUGAGGUCUGUCAGUGGACAGGGUUGGUUCACACCCUGUGAGGUCUGUCAGAGGACAGGGUUGGUUCACACCCUGUGAGGUCUGUCAGUGGACAGGGUUGGUUCACACCCUGUGAGGUCUGUCAGAGGACAGGGUUGGUUCACACCCUGUGAGGUCUGUCAGUGGACACGGUUGGUUCACACCCUGUGAGGUCUGUCAGUGGACAGGGUUGGUUCACACCCUGUGAGGUCUGUCAGUGGACACGGUUGGUUCACACCCUGUGAGGUCUGUCAGUGGACAGGGUUGGUUCACACCCUGUGAGGUCUGUCAGUGGACACAGUUGGUUCACACCCUGUGAGGUCUGUCAGUGGACACAGUUGGUUCACACCCUGUGAGGUCUGUCAGUGGACAGGGUUGGUUCACACCCUGUGAGGUCUGUCAGAGGACAGGGUUGGUUCACACCCUGUGAGGUCUGUCAGAGGACAGGGUUGGUUCACACCCUGUGAGGUCUGUCAGAGGACAGGGUUGGUUCACACCCUGUGAGGUCUGUCAGUGGACAGGGUUGGUUCACACUGAGGCCUGUAUGUGGGUGGUGAUAUGUGGUGAUGCUAGCUCAGUCGGUAGAGCAUGAGACUCUUAAUCUCAGGGUCGUGGGUUCGAGCCCCACGUUGGGCGCACAUCUUUUGAUUUGAAAGCCUUUCUCCUUCUGAUAAAUGUGUCUGCAUUUUAGACACUAGAGGGUUGGUUGGAAAAGAAAGUAAAUCUGUUUACUGACUGUUCAGUCAACAACUUUUCUUUUCACAUUGAUGAGUAACAGGAUAAAAGACUGUGGGUGAUAUGUGAAAUCUAAAAGGGGACAGGGUUGGAGUCAGUUAAUUGAAAUGUAAUGUAAAUAAUGUCUAUCUAUUGACAGUGCGGCUCCACUUACAACUAUUCUCAGUGUUGAGUAAGAAGAUCAUUCCAGUAAAUGACUGUGGCAGGUGAUGUUAAAACCAGGAGGGGGCAGGGUUCCUGACUCAUCCUGACAGUUCCUAUGCGCGGGGGAAUUCCAGUUGCCCUCAGGCCCGGCUUGCUCAGUCGGUAGAGCAUGAGACUCUUAAUCUCAGGGUCGUGGGUUCGAGCCCCACGUUGGGCGGGGAGUGUUUUGUGUUCAGUGCUAGUUUCAAUGUAGGUAAGGGAUAGUAACCACAUAGUAUACUGUAAAUAGUCUAGUCUUCCUGCUUCCUGUUCCUAUUCUGGGAGCUUGUUUUUAGAUAAAUGUUUCUACCACACCUGUGCCUACUAGUGGAUCCAAUUCACCGUCCAGGGGGGGGCAGGGUUCGCGCCUCAUGGUUUGUAAAGGGGGAGUUUCCUAAUAUGAUUCAAGCCCGGCUAGCUCAGUCGGUAGAGCAUGAGACUCUUAAUCUCAGGGUCGUGGGUUCGAGCCCCACGUUGGGCGCAAACAUUUUGAUUUGCAUACCGGGUAGUUUCCUGGACACAGAUUAAGCAUAGUCCUAGAAUAAAUAGCACUUCCUAUGAAGAGUCUCAAUUGAGCAUGUUUUUGGACUAGGACUUCAUCUGUGUCCGGGAAACCAGCCUUAGAGGUAUAGUUGUUAGUACAGGUGCAACAUAAAUGACCAGUAUCUGUUGGACUGUUUAGUUCAAACAACAACUUCUGACAGUGAUGAGUACUAGGGUGGUGAUAUAGAGGAGUGGUGAAAUCCAAGAGGCAGGGUUGGUUCACACCCUGUGAGGUCUGUCAGUGGACAGGGUUGGUUCACACCCUGUGAGGUCUGUCAGUGGACAGGGUUGGUUCACACCCCGUGAGGUCUGUCAGUGGACAGGGUUGGUUCACACCCCGUGAGGUCUGUCAGUGGACAGGGUUGGUUCACACCCUGUGAGGUCUGUCAGAGGACAGGGUUGGUUCACACCCUGUGAGGUCUGUCAGUGGACAGGGUUGGUUCACACUGAGGCCUGUAUGUGGGUGGUGAUAUGUGGUGAUGCAAGCCCGGCUAGCUCAGUCGGUAGAGCAUGAGACUCUUAAUCUCAGGGUCGUGGGUUCGAGCCCCACGUUGGGCGGGGAGUGUUUUGUGUUCAGUGCUAGUUUCAAUGUAGGUAAGGGAUAGUAACCACAGAGUAUACUGUAAAUAGUCUAGUCUUCCUGCAUCCUGUUCCUAUUCUGGGAGCUUGUUUUUAGAUAAAUGUUUCUACCACACCUGUGCCUACUAGUGGAUCCAAUUCACUGUCAGUUCUAACAAUGCGCCCCAUGAGAGCUAGCCUCUCCAUUGGUGUUAAUGGUUCCUCUGUUCUUUUCACAGGGACCAAUGGAGGAGUGACCCCAGUGGGUCUACUGGCUAGCUUCCUGGGGGGCCUGGCAGUGGGCGUGGCUUACUAUAUCUCUCAAAUCCUAUUGGUCCGUGACCUGCACCUGGCUGAUCCCCAGUGGCCAAUCGUAGUCUAUGGAGCCAUGGCUGGCCUAGUGGGGUCCAUGCUGGACUCUGUCCUGGGAGCACACUGGCAGUACUCAGGUGGGUCUGACAACCAUUAGUUAUUAACAUGUUAUUAUCAGGGAUUAGUUCGUUAUUAUCAGGGAUUAGUUAUUAACAUGUUAUUAUCAGGGAUUAGUUAUUAACAUGUUAUUAUCAGGGAUUAGUUAUUAACAUGUUAUUAUCAGGGAAAAGUUAUUAACAUGUUAUUAUCAGGGAUUAGUUCGUUAUUAUCAGGGAUUAGUUAUUAACAUGUUAUUAUCAGGGAUUAGUUCAUGUUAUUAUCAGGGAAAAGGACACAUAACUAACUAGAGAUAUAGAUUAAUAUGUUAUUCAUUUAUUUGGAUUUUUCACAUUGAAUGGACCCCUUUAAAAUUUGUUUUUACAUAUGUUUAAUACAUUCCAAAUGGAUAUCAGCAGGUGCUUGAAGUGUCUUUAAUUUCAAACAUCGCAGGCAUUAAAAAUGUCUGCUCCACUCUUACUCCUAGAUGAUGUCUGUUCUCCCCCAGGUUAUGAUGCCAGCGUUGGAAAGGUUGUGAACUAUGAGUCUGUGACAACGAAGCGGAUAUGUGGGAAGCCUAUCCUGGACAACAAUGGCGUUAACCUCUUCUCUUCCAUCAUAGUAGCUUUGGUUCUUCCCGGUGUUGCCUGGGGCUUCUGGCCUCACUAG